Messenger RNA from Neodiprion fabricii, 450 nucleotides. RefSeq names its product protein TRACHEARY ELEMENT DIFFERENTIATION-RELATED 7A-like. The record is from RefSeq and is a predicted model, not a curated record. The transcript has a single exon. Bases 1 to 450 code for a protein of 149 amino acids. NCBI's taxonomy places the organism in Eukaryota, Metazoa, Arthropoda, Insecta, Hymenoptera, Diprionidae.
AUGUCGAUCAGCUCGAUCACCCACGUGAGAAAAAGCGUGACCGCGUCCACCGCCAACUACCCCCAACUACGUCCGAGCAUUACCAACCACCCCCAACUACCUCCGAGCAUUACCAACCACCCCCAACUACCUCCGAGCAUCACCAACCACCGUCAACCACCUCCGACCACCUCCAAACAGCACCUACCAUCUCCUACCCCCUUGAAACACCUCGUACAAUCUCCGUCCGACUCCUACCACCCCCGCCGCCACCUGCCAACGCCUACGGCCGCCAACCACCUCCUGCAACUUCCUACCAGCUCUGACCACCUCCUACCAUUUCCGAACACCUACCUCUCCCUACCACCUCCGACCAUCACCGACCACCUUCUACCACCCCCUACCAGCGCCUACCACCUCCUACCAUUUCCAACCACUCCAACCACCACCAACCAUCUUCGUCCUCCUUGA